Messenger RNA from Orussus abietinus, 3170 nucleotides. Its product is annotated as regulator of microtubule dynamics protein 1. The transcript is spliced from 5 exons. Gene Ontology annotation, cellular component: spindle microtubule; cytoplasm; mitotic spindle pole. NCBI's taxonomy places the organism in Eukaryota, Metazoa, Arthropoda, Insecta, Hymenoptera, Orussidae. Gene Ontology annotation, molecular function: microtubule binding. The record is from RefSeq and is a predicted model, not a curated record. Bases 41 to 952 code for a protein of 303 amino acids.
AAGUGUGAGUUAGUGGAACUAACAAAGUACAGGAAUUGUAAUGAGUUUCAUUUACAAUAUGGAAUUGCAAAGAUUUCUCUGCUUUGUGAGAAUAAUAAAAAUCUCUCUAAAAAGAGUUAUGUAUCGAUCGAAUAAAAUUCCAUUGAAGGAAACUUGUCAUGGUAUGUUAACAAGAAGUAUGCCAUUGACAAUCCCAUUUACUUUCAUGGGAGUUUGGGGACUUCUUCAAAAGGAUGGAGAAAAAGCAGUAACUGUCACUGCUAAAGAUCUAUUACUGACCAAAGCAGAUACUUUAUUUGAACAUGGAAAGUAUCAAGAAGUAUAUGAUCUUUUAAAUAAGUACAGGGAUGAACAAGAUGUUGAGAUCUUAUGGCGUUUAUCCAGAUGUUUAUAUAAGAUGUCUAAAACUAAAAAGGAUUAUGAAGCAAAGAAACUGAUCUAUGAGGGAUAUGAAUUAAUUUCACUUGCCUUAAGUAUUAAAGAGGAUCAUUAUGCUGUGCAUAAAUGGGUAUGCGUACUUUUGGAUAGUAAAAGUAGUUACGAAGGAAUGAAAGAGAGGAUAAAACAAUUGAACACGGUGAAGAACCAUAUGCUGAGGGCUAUAGAACUUAAUCCUAAUGACUCUACAACAUUAUACAUGCUAGGAAAUUGGUGUUUUCAAGUGACGAGCUUAUCUUGGUAUCAAAGAAAAUUAGCAUCAGCACUUUUUGGGGAGCCGCCAACAUCUUCUUAUGAAGAAGCAUUGAUGUAUUUUAAACGAGCAGAGGAAAUUAGCCCACAAUUUUACAGUCAAAAUUUACUUAUGUUAGCAAAAACGUAUUUAAAGUUAAAAAGGGAAGAAGAAGCCCAUAAAUAUCUUAAAUUGGCUGCUGAAUAUCCAGUAAAGUGUUCUGAUGAUCACGAAGCUAAACAAGAAGCUCGUAAACUUAUGAGUGGUUACGAAUCUGCAUGAAGUUGACGUUGGAUGCGUGGAUCUGGUCGUUGCAUCUGUUGUCCAACUUCAGGUCUGUCUGGCCACAGGUCCGGAUGAUCGUCAUCAAAGCUCAUAAGAUUAGGAAAGAGCAUGCGGACGAGUUCAAAGUUAUUCCUGAUAAGGUUCAUUGAUCUCUCGGGGCCACGAUUCGGCAUCUUUGCGAUUCAAUCUGUAGAGAAGGAAACAAUAUUUAAAUCGAUGGAUCAACCGAGACUAUUAUUGUUGAUUAAGAUAUGCCAAGAAAUGAAAUUUUCCUUUGCUCAACUUUCCUUAAAAAUGAAUAGGAAUAUUUAAAAAUCUCAAUAGUGCCAUUUUACUUUAGUAAAUAAAAAGAUUCUCUAUUUACAUGUACGCUGGUAAACAUGUCUUUCUAUGCCUUCCCAUUAUAUGUCGUACCUUAUACAUUAGGGAGCAAGUCAUGUUUAACAGUGUAUUUCUUCAGUUAAACUUUUCAGUUCUAAGUACUUUCAAUGUUUGGACGAAAUUUGUCAACGCGUAUACGUCUAAUGCGCCACAUACUGGAUGCGUAUAUAUACCCAUAGCACCGAAAUAGUUAAAGAUACAUUUAAGUUACAAUGUACUUUUACUUGUAUAUAUAUAUAUACAUACUUAUAUGUAAGUAUAUAUAUAUAUAUUUUUUUUUAACAUGACUGAUGAUACUAACUUAAUGGCAGAAUGUAUUUGUUCGAAUCAAGAAUUUUUUGUUUGAUACAUCAUAAUUUAUAUUUUUUCAAAAAGAAAAGGCACUUCCUACAUUUCUUGGCAUUCGAAUAAGAAUAGAGUUUGCAUUGUUCUUUUUCAUUAUUCUAAUAAUUACCGGAAAAUAGUUUGCAGAUAAUAGUUGAGGCACUUCACGUGAUCUUAUGUCCUCAAAAGAACAAGUUCUCAAACUGUAGGACACGUUUAGGUUUCGGUUAGAAAGAGUUACUCGCGUUCGCUCGUCUUCACUUCUGCACUGAUUUUAAUGCUCUGAAGAUUACCCCAAAGAAAAGUGCAUAUAUAUACCACUUUUAGGUGACCGCCCCUUUGAGUUUAGCCUUUUCUGAUUGGCACGUUGUAGUUAGUGAAAACUUUAAAUUUACCUGCAUUUCCUUCUGGUAUGACAAUUCAAAGUGCGGAGUCCCCUGCAACUAUUUACCUGAUAUAUUACCGAUGUUCGUUUUCCAGAGGGACCUCCAUGGGGAUAAUAAUCUUAAGACUACCUGAAUGGGUACCGGCGUUUCCAUAUAAUAGAUCAGGUCAUACGGAUCAGCCAAGUUGAGCCUCCCCGAAGGAUUACGAGCUGCUCAUGAUUCGCAGGUAAAAGGUACCAGGUAAACCUGCAAAGGGGUAGUCACCUUUAUGAUCGCAAUCUCGCGGUCGUAGUUCUCUAAGCAUAAUUCGUAGCUGUGAAAUCAUGCUGUAUGUGACAGUAUCUACAUGUCUGUGAAAUCAAUUUUUAAUUUGUCGAUGUGAUUCACUUCAUCUAAAUGAUCUCUCCAAGACCUGUUACCUUCGCCCUGGCACCGAAGACACUUUUUUGCUUUUAUGACGUUCACAUGUGAGCUCCUUGAUUGCUAAUAUUUUUAAUUGUGCGAUUAUCCUGGCACAAUCAUUUCUCGUAUGAGUGUUUUUAAUAAUUCUAUCUGCCGUUGGUAUAUUGAUCGAAACAUACACUAUUUUGGUUCUGGUGUAGGCUAAGUGAAGAAAAUAUUUUUUUAGGAAAUCCGAAUUCUGAAAGUAUCACAGGGUGUUCUUUAGGUGCUCAUGAGUUUUGUGCUAAAGUUUAAGUCAGUUCGGUGGCUUACCCUAAAAAAAAGUGUUUUAUGUGAAUUAACUAGUUUUAGGCAGGUUUCACUUCACCUUAAGUUUUGCUAAAUCGUAGGUAUAAGAAACGAACAAGACGUUGAAUUAUUUUUGUAUGAUAAAGAAAUGAAAUAACAAAGUAAAUGUUACGUACAUUCCAUUUGAUCCGUCAACCAUCAACAGCCGUCUAACAAACUGUGAUUUAUUAAAGACUGGCUUGAUUAUAUGUUUUGUUGAUACAUUUUCUAAUGUUUUAUUAAUUUUAGCAUACAAAUUGAAAUUUUAUCUAUGUAACAAAUAUAACGGGGUAUAAAAGUUUUAUAUAAAUUUAUAUUCUUUGUAAGUAGGUUAAGUAAAUAUCAAAAUAAUUGUAUACGUGUAUUGUGUUAAUAUAUCAAAUCCUAACUGAUUG